This is a messenger RNA of Cydia pomonella (codling moth), 3883 nucleotides long. Its product is annotated as alpha-(1,3)-fucosyltransferase C-like. Gene Ontology annotation, cellular component: membrane. The transcript is spliced from 3 exons. The coding region runs from base 1555 to 2877 and encodes 440 amino acids. Lineage: Eukaryota; Metazoa; Arthropoda; Insecta; Lepidoptera; Tortricidae. Gene Ontology annotation, molecular function: alpha-(1->3)-fucosyltransferase activity. The record is from RefSeq and is a predicted model, not a curated record.
CCAAGAUAAGUCUGCAACGAUUUUGAUAGCACACGCAGUGCACGUGUUAUUUCUACGUCAUGAUUUCAUAGAAGUUUGACGUCUAAACUAACAUCUGCGCGCACUAUCAAAAUUGUUGCAACCUUGUCUUAGUCUGACUCUAUUUGCAUAUCGCUCUUGGGCGAUAGAGAAUAAUAAAGUAGUUCAUAAUAAGCAUAGAGGUAUAAUAAUAUAGAUACAAAAUGGGGGAGGUGGGAGAUGACCGAACGAGAUGCUCUUACAGAACUUCAAUAGGAGUUCUUCUUUUUUCAAUAGGAGUAGCAGAGAAAGCGCUUUUAUUAUUUGUCCUUGUUGUAGUCUCAACUUUCUUUCUGCCUACUUCUAAAGCCUGACCAGUAAUAUAUGAUCACGCGCCAUAUUGCGGAAUUUCAUUGGAACUAAAUUUUUCAUACUAAACUGAACUGUCACCCUAUGUAUAAGAAUAAAAGCGCCCUCUUGACAAUGAUCAUAUAUGUAUUUCUGGUCGGACUUUAAAGAGUUCUAAGUGACGUAGACGUUUUUUGUUGCUCACCGUUUUUAUGGUGGGAACGAACGAACGAACCCGACCAAAUCACGUAGGUUGUUUUUGGUAUGUUGUCAGUAAUGUUAAAACGUGUUUUUAAUUUUGAAGUGAAAACUUCUUUAGCGGCGCUGUGAACUUUUUGUGAUGGGUUUUUUUUUUAAACUCGCGACAGGUUACGUGACCGACAGAUUCGUCAGAUUGAAAAUUCGUAAGACGGACACGUGACCUAAUCGAAAAACUCUAUGAUGGUUCUAGUAAUGAUGAUGGUGUGAGAGUCGUUGAAAUUUAUGGAUGGAAGUUGAUUUUCUGAGAGAUAAACUUUUUAAUGUUGAAUAAUUGUAAUCGUUCUGAAAUGUUACAUUUUUAAUGUAAUAUAAAUUGUCAUGUUUUUGUACGAUGGCGUAAUAAAUGAACAUUGUAUUUUACCACAUAAAUGACAGUACUUUAAAGCAAUUCGUGUAUAAUUAUUCCCUAACCAUUCCAAAAUAUAAAAAAGUCACAACGUUAAUAUUCAAGUUUUCACUUCUGCCGGCACUCCCGCAGUGCAACCCGUUGUUUUUUGUCGCAUUGUGUAUAUUCUGUCUCUCACGGACUCACGGGCGCAUGCGUAUGGCUCAUCUAUAUAAUACUAGCUCUAUGAUAAUAAGGUUUACAACCUGUCAACAACAUGACAGUGCAGUUGACAAAAUAUGUUUUCGUAACAGUCAUGCAAUUUUAUUGUUAUUACAAAAGAUUUUUUUAUAAAACGAAAGCAUUCGUGGAAAAUACCUAAAUGGUGUUUCUUCUGAAAAGGACUAAAUGUUGUUUGUAUUAUUUCCAGGCCAAGACGUCGAACAGAGUGUUACUCUGUGCCCCUCAAACAAUAAUCUUGGAUAAAAGGGUGAUAAAAUAAUAUAUGUCAGAAUAAACAGUAAAAUUAAAAUUAUCUGUUUAAUAUUUCGAGACAAAACGACCGAAUGAGUAAUUGAGCAUCCUAAGUUUAGCAAACGCAAAAUUUCCUGUUGUGACGCAUAAUGUCGAAAUACACUCUAUUAAGUCCACCGCCAAUUUGGCCUACCCGAGUUACAAGACUUGCAAAAAUAUUGUUUGUAUUGCUACGUUAUGCUAUGCUAUGUUUUGCUUUCUUUAUAUUCAUAAUAUACAUGAACUGGUGUCAACGUUUCAACACAGAACUCGAUGAACAAACAAUCCAAGAAACUUUGAAUGAUCCCGUUGUGGACCAAUCUUUUGCAAACCAAUAUACCCCUAGGAUUGAAAAUACUACUCGUAAAUUUGUCCAAAAUAGCCUAAAGUACAUAUUGCUUUGGACACGAAAAAGUUCUUCUCCGUUCCCCUUUUUCGGAACAGGACAAAUCGCAUUUACUGGGAACAAGUGUCAGUUUACAAAUUGUUAUGUAACUGCUGACAGACGAUAUUUCAAGGGAGACCUUACAAAAUUCGACGCCGUAGCUUUUAAUGGGAGAGUCUUGAGAGACGUAAAUGUAUCACGGCUACCCCAGCAAAGAUCGCCUCAUCAGAAAUACAUAUUCUUCAACCUAGAGUCUUCUACGUACCAACCGGUCUGCAACCCUUGGUGGGACAACUUUUUCAACUGGACAUCCACUUACAAGCUGAACUCUGAUAUUAUGUACUCGUAUAUUUAUAUAAGGGAUAUGGAUGGCGUACACGUCGGACCUAGAAUAGACAUGGACUGGGUUAAAGAUAUGAAAGAAAUUAACGAUACAUUAAAAGACGUAUUAAAGAGUAAAACGAAAGCCGCAGCUUGGUUUGUAUCUCACUGCUUCACUAAAAGUAAGAGAGAGAAAUAUGUGAAAUCACUUCAAAAGGCGUUGGAGCCUUAUGAGUUGACUGUAGACAUAUACGGACAUUGUGGAACGUUGUUUUGCCCCAGGUAUGCGGAAAAGUGGUGUUGGGCUAUGGUAUCCGAUGAUUAUUACUUCUAUCUUUCCUUUGAGAAUGCCUUCGCGGAGGACUACGUGACAGAGAAGUUGCUGAUCGCGUUGAAUAAUGACGCAGUGCCGAUUGUGCUAGGUGGAUCGAACUACACCAGGUUCCUCCCGCCUGGCUCCUACAUCGACGCCCGUCACCACGAGCCAGAAUCCCUGGCUCGCGUCAUUGCAGACGUCAUAGCCAACCCCAGCAAGUACCACGAAUUCUUCCGAUGGCGGAACCACUACAAGUACUCCGAGUCCGAACAAAAAGAGGACGUGUGCAACUUGUGCACGGCGCUGAAUGAUAAGAAUAUGGUGACGGUGGAGUCCACGUAUCCCCACUUCAGGAGUUGGUGGAACCCGGACUGGGAAGAGAGAUGUCAAGAUGACAAUUCGAGAACUUGAUCUUAAUUGACAUAGACAUCUUGGUUGAGCUCGAUCGCAAUACUAAAGCGUGUUUUUAUAAGUCCUACCUGUAUUCUGUUUGCAAAAUAUUGCCAACAUCUUUUUUCGCAAUUGGCGGCAAUUGUCAAUUUAAUAUAUAAAGUAUUAAAAAGUACAAUGACGGAACCACGAGGGCUAAUUUGGAGAUAAGAUAAACUAAUUAUACGUUAUUUGAUCAGAUCAAGUCAUCAUAAAUAUAUUGACAGAUUUGUAUAGAUCUGAGAUCAGAGAUCUGACGGAUUCUUACCUAUUAAUGAAUAAUGAUGUAAAUUUUGUCAUUUUUAUGACUUUAGUGUACAACGUGUCGAUUAGGGUAUUUCUAACCUAUUAAACCUAUGUGCAAAGUCUCAUUCCAAAGCGCUGGUGGCCUAGCGGUAAGAGCGUGCGACUUGCAAUCUGGAGGUCGCGGGUUCAAAUCCCGGCUCGUACCAAUGAGUUUUUCGGAACUUAUGUACGAAAUAUCAUUUGAUAUUUAUCAGUCGCUUUUCGGUGAAGGAAAACAUCGUGAGGAAACCGGAUUAAUCCCAAUAAGGCCUAGUUUACCCUCUGGGUUGGAAGGUCAGAUGGAAGUCGCUUUCGUAUAAACGAGUGCCUACGCCAAUACUCGAGAUUAGUUUCCAAGCGGACCCCAGGCUCCCAUGAGCUGUGGCAAAAUGCCGGGACAACACGAGGAAGAAGAAGAAGAAGAAAGUCUCAUUCCAAACGCCACAGUAUUAACGGAGAAAUUAAUGAUUUACGAUUUAAUACUUCGUAACAUCCUGUAUGUAGAUACACGGUAAUUACAGAGGAUGUCAUUGUCAUUAGUGUCACUUUAAUCUUAUCGUCAUUACGAACGGCUGAUACAAGUAUCUUUUUAUUUAUUGAUUAGAGUAGAGACACGUUGUAUAUUAAUUUAUACUUAAAUUAGAGUUCAAUAGAAAAGACAAUGUAAACAAACCAAAUUAUCUUCAUUUCCUCUUAAUCUCGC